CCCGGACGCGCGGGCCCUUUAAGGGCCGGGGGCGUGUAGCGGCCCGCCCCCUCCCCGCCGCGCCCGGCCGCCCGUUAAAGGGGCCGCGCCCUGGGCCCCCGCCGAGUGCGAGCCCCGGCGGAGGGCUGGGCAGGGCGUGCGUCCCGGUGAGCGCGCGGGCGGCUGGCCCCUCCGCACCAUGUACACCAUCACCAAGGGGCCCAGCAAGCUGGUCGCGCAGCGCCGCACAGGUCCCUCGCAGCAGCAGGUGGAGAGCCGGCUCGGCGAGCUCCUGAAAUGCCGGCAGCCCGCGCCGCCGACCCCACCGCCCCCGCGGGCGCAGCCGCCGGGACCCUGGCCCCUGUCGAGUCCGGGACCAAGGCUUGUGUUCAAUCGGGUGAAUGGCCGGCGGCCCCCUGCCACAUCUCCAUCCUUUGAGGGAACCCAAGAGACCUAUACGCUGGCCCAUGAGGAGAACGUCCGAUUUGUGUCUGAAGCUUGGCAGCAAGUGGAGCAGCAGCUGGGUAGUGGCCCAACUGGCGAUAGUGGGCCCAGACCUGUGCAGUACGUGGAGAAGACCCCCAGCCCCCGGCUGCAGAACUUUGUGCCCAUUGACCUGGACGAGUGGUGGGCACAGCAGUUCCUGGCCAGAAUCACUAACUGCUCCUAGCUGCCUUGGAAGGAAUGCUGCCCCAGGGCCCAGCCCUGCCCCCCGCCAGGAGAGGACCAUGGAGCCCUAUUUAGCUGCCGAGGCAGGCCAUCCUUCACCCUGAGUCUGGCCAGGAGCCGGCCACACCUGAAGUGCCAGCAUUUGGACUCUUGCACCUGCUGACCCCUUGGACCAGCUGUCCUAUGCUGCCAGGGGCCAGAAGCUGAAUCUGUCUGACCUCAAUCCUGCUCACUGUGCCCAGGGACCAGCCCCUGGGGCUGGCAGGGAGGAGCUCCACACUAAUAAAGUUGAGAAACUGCC
Molecule: messenger RNA, 949 nt
Organism: Mirounga angustirostris (Northern elephant seal)
Lineage: Eukaryota; Metazoa; Chordata; Mammalia; Carnivora; Phocidae
Gene: MCRIP2
Product: MAPK regulated corepressor interacting protein 2
Exons: 5
Coding region: 179-649 (156 amino acids)
Source: RefSeq, a predicted model, not a curated record